CAUGUGCCAUCUCCGUAGUCCUUCCUAUAAAUAGGUCUCCUUGUCUUCGCACCAUCCACUUCAAACCUGUACCCUUCUUCGCUUUCUACUGCACUGCGGAUAUACUCGGAAUCUCUCUCUCUCUCUCUCUCUCGCUUCUGGCACGUUUCUAUCGUCCGUUUGAGCUUGCGGAGGAAGAGAACGAAUUUGAACGCGGGAAAUGUCGAAGGAGGGAUCUAUUGAAGUUACUGGCCCUGUUCGUCGAGUUCUUCUCAUCUCUGCUGGUGCUAGUCACUCCGUCGCGCUUCUCUCUGGAAGCAUUGUUUGUUCUUGGGGACGAGGAGAAGAUGGACAGUUAGGUCAUGGGGAUGCUGAAGAUAGAUUUUCGCCUACUCAAUUGAGUGCAUUGGAUGACCGUGAAAUAGUAUCUGUUACUUGUGGAGCUGAUCAUACAAUUUCAUAUUCUCUGUCACAUCUGGAAGUUUAUAGUUGGGGAUGGGGUGACUUUGGGAGGUUGGGCCAUGGAAACUCCAGUGACUUGUUCACUCCUCAGCCAAUCAAAGCAUUAAAUGGUAUAAAAAUAAAGCAAAUCGCUUGUGGUGACAGCCAUUGCUUGGCAGUGACUAUGGAAGGCGAGGUGCAGAGUUGGGGACGGAACCAAAAUGGUCAACUUGGUCUAGGCACCACAGAAGACUCUCUUGUCCCGCAGAAAAUUCAAGCAUUCCAGGGAGUCUCUAUCAAAAUGGUUGCUGCUGGUGCUGAACAUACUGCAGCUGUUACAGAAGCUGGAGAGCUAUAUGGAUGGGGCUGGGGCCGAUAUGGAAACUUGGGCUUAGGCGAUAGAAAUGAUCGCUUGGUUCCUGAGAAAGCUUCUGCUGUUGAUGGUGUGAAGAUGGUUAUGGUAGCUUGUGGAUGGCGGCAUACAAUAUCUGUUUCCUCAUUGGGUAAAUUAUACACUUAUGGCUGGAGCAAAUAUGGUCAACUAGGACAUGGGGAUUAUGAAGAUCAUCUUGUUCCUCACAAGCUAGAAGCCUUGCGUGAUACUUAUAUUUCUCAGGUAUCGGGUGGUUGGAGGCAUUCUAUGGCACUUGCAUCUGAUGGAAAACUUUAUGGCUGGGGUUGGAAUAAGUUUGGACAGGUUGGAGUUGGUGACAAUGUUGAUCAUUUCUCUCCUGUGCAAGUAAAAUUUCCCCAUGAACAGAGAGUAAUUCAAAUCUCUUGUGGAUGGAGGCAUACACUUGCUCUUACUGAAGGGCAAAAUGUAUUUUCUUGGGGAAGAGGUACCAAUGGACAGCUUGGGCACCAGGAAUCUGUUGACCGGAACCUUCCAAAGAUCGUAGAGGCUUUGAGUGUUGAUGGAUCUAUUGGACAACAUAUAGAAUCCUCCAAAGCUGAUCCAUCAUCAGGCAAAACGUGGAUCUCCCCAUCAGUAAGAUAUGCAGUUGUUCCUGGUGAAACUGUCCAAGUGGAAAUAGCCGUUCCAGUCCGGGGUAAUGGGAGUGAUGCUAAUGUUCCUGAAAAACUGAUGUGAAACGGAAAUUCACCAUACUGUGAACGAGGCCAUGUGUCAUGCGCGAGACAAAAAUCCUAGUCUUUAGGGAUGUCUGAAGAUGAAGGGCCGGGUCAGCUGAUAAUAGGCCUUGUAGUUGUUUAUUUUGUUAUUUCAGUCAAGUCUGUUUAGUGUAGUGGGCCACGUCCAGGGUAUUAGUUGUUAUGGGUCAUGCACGUUUAUUAUGGUUAGUUAUUAAAAUAGAGUCUUGUAAUCCGUUGAGUCUGUGGGUCAUUGUUGACCAAGUCUAUCUGUAGUGUUUAUAAAUGAUUUGCAGUUAUCAGUAAUGAAAUUAAUUUAGUUUCUACAAUCAAAGUGUUAUAAGUUGGAGGUCCA
Messenger RNA from Juglans regia (Persian walnut), 1864 nucleotides. RefSeq names its product ultraviolet-B receptor UVR8. The transcript is spliced from 12 exons. The coding region runs from base 200 to 1510 and encodes 436 amino acids. The record is from RefSeq and is a predicted model, not a curated record. NCBI's taxonomy places the organism in Eukaryota, Viridiplantae, Streptophyta, Magnoliopsida, Fagales, Juglandaceae.